Kwoniella botswanensis is the source of this 2385-nucleotide messenger RNA. RefSeq lists its product as uncharacterized. Gene Ontology annotation, biological process: GPI anchor biosynthetic process. Gene Ontology annotation, molecular function: 1-acylglycerol-3-phosphate O-acyltransferase activity; phosphatidylinositol N-acetylglucosaminyltransferase activity. Gene Ontology annotation, cellular component: membrane; glycosylphosphatidylinositol-N-acetylglucosaminyltransferase (GPI-GnT) complex. The transcript has 14 exons. The record is from RefSeq and is a predicted model, not a curated record. Bases 1 to 2385 code for a protein of 794 amino acids. Lineage: Eukaryota; Fungi; Basidiomycota; Tremellomycetes; Tremellales; Cryptococcaceae.
AUGGCCAACAUCUUAUUUCAGCUACGGCUGACACUCUACGCUAUCCUUCUUCUCCUCGUCUCCUUCUUCGCCCUCAUCAUUGGAUUAGUAUGUACCCUCACCGGUCGUAGGCUGAAUACGAAUUACUACGUAGCAAGGACGUUCUAUCAUGUAGCUGGACCUAUAUUAGGAUGGAAGUUUGAGGUGGAAGGUGAAGAAUAUCUUUGGAAAUUGGAAGGUGAAGGUGGUGGUCAGGCUGGAAAGAAAGGUAGAAGUAUGGUAAUGGUAGGGAACCAUCAAAGUAUGGUCGAUAUCUUAUAUCUCGGGAGGAUAUUCCCUAAACACGCUGCAAUAAUGGCUAAGAAGAGUAUAAAAUGGAUUCCAGGCUUAGGAUGGUGGAUGAUGAUGUCGGGAACGGUCUUUAUCAAUCGAUCAAACAACAAAUCUGCUGUCGCUAGUAUGACUCAAGCUGGAGAUGACAUGAAACGCAAAAGGAUAUCACUUUGGAUCUUCCCAGAAGGGACAAGACAUAUGUCCGCUGAAUCUGAUUUGUUACCUUUCAAGAAAGGUGCUUUCUACCUUGCUGUACAAUCUGGUGUACCUGUUGUACCAGUAGUAUGCGAGAACUACCAUAGAUUAUUUGACGGUAAGACUCGAUUCAAACGAGGCACUCUCAAAAUCAAAGUCCUUCCACCAAUCCCAACAACAGGUCUGACAGCGUCAGAUGUCCCAGCUUUGAUGGAGAAAACUCGUGAAAUGAUGGUCGAAACACUUAAAUCGAUAUCUUCCUCACCUACCUCGACACCAGUCCCGAUAUCCGAGUUGAAUUCACCUGCACCAUUGUUAGCUCAUCAGGAAGAAAGUAGGAAUGGUUAUUUCGCGACUCAUGCGGCCGACGAACAAGCUGUGGAGAAUGCAGUAGGAGAGGAAGAAGCAGAUUCAGGUAAAUCGAUUAAAUCUGUCAAAACGGGCGAUCAGAAAGAUACAAGUAAAGUAUCGGUCCAAGAGGAAGGCAACGUUGGGAAGCCGAAGAAAAAGAAUAGUAAUAAGAAGCUCUCUAUAGCAAUGAUAUCCGAUUUCUUUUUACCUGUUGUCGGAGGUGUUGAAGGGCACAUAUAUUCCUUGAGUGUGGAAAUGAUGAAGAGAGGGCAUAAGGUCAUAGUGAUAACCCACUCUCACUCUAAGAGAGUAGGUGUCCGCCACCUCUCACCAGGUCUUAAGGUCUAUUACCUCCCAAUCCUUCCAAUAUCCUCGAGCGCCACUCUCCCAAAUUACCUAUUAUUUCUCCCGUACUUUCGAAGCAUAAUGAUCCAAGAGCGUAUCGACCUCAUUCACGGGCACGGAUCCUUAUCUUCCUUAGCGCACGAAGCCUUAUUUCAUAAAGAUCUAUUUAAUCCUUCGAUCAAAGGGGUAUUCACGGAUCAUAGUUUGUUUGGGUUUGGAGAUGCAGUGGGAGUAUUGACAAACAAGCUUUUGGUGGGCGCGCUGAGGAAUGCCGAUGGUGUGGUAUGCGUCAGUAACACUGGUCGAGAAAAUACUGUAUUAAGAGCUCAAUUGGAUCCUGAACUCGUAUCUGUCAUACCUAAUGCUCUGAUCCCAGAGGACUUCACGCCAGAUCCAUCAAAGGCCGAUUCAGAUCAUAUAACCAUAGUGGUAAUAUCCCGACUAUACUAUCGAAAAGGUAUAGACCUCCUUAUAGCCUCAUGUCCACAUAUCUGUGCUUUAUUCCCCGAGGUGAGAUUUGUAGUUGGCGGAGAUGGACCGAAGAUGGUUGAAUUGGAACAGAUGAGAGAGAAGUAUCAAUUGCAGGAUAGAGUGGAAUUACUGGGAAGGGUUAGGCCAGGUGAUGUGAGAGACGUCCUGAACCGAGGUCAAAUAUACCUCAAUAAUUCUCUGACAGAAGCAUUCGGAAUAUCGAUUAUCGAAGCAGCUUCAGCGGGUCUGUUUGUAGUGGCUACGAAAGUAGGUGGUGUUCCAGAGAUCUUACCUGAAAAUAUGAUCGAAUUUGCCAGAGCAGAUGAAGAGGAUGUGAUUCGAGCUCUGACUCAUGCGAUACAUACGAUCAAAUCCGGGAAACACAAUCCGAUCAAAGCUCACGAGAGAGUUCGAACGAUGUAUACCUGGGAAGAAGUCGCCGAGAGGACAGAGAAGGUAUAUGAGAGAGCUAUGAACAGUCCUGCUAGAAGUACAGCAGAGAGGUUGUCUAGAUAUCUUGCCCUUGGACCGGUUUACGGCCCGUUAUUAUGUUGUAUAAUAGCUGUCCAGCAUUAUUUCUUUUGGUUUUUGGAGUGGUGGGAUCCCAGAGAAAGGAUCGAAGUGGUACAGAGUCACUGGGACCUCACUGAGUUCAAUCAGAUGAUUCAGAAGGAAACAGAACUUGCAUCUCAAGUCAAGUUUCCCCUAUGA